Molecule: messenger RNA, 3656 nt
Organism: Oldenlandia corymbosa var. corymbosa
Lineage: Eukaryota; Viridiplantae; Streptophyta; Magnoliopsida; Gentianales; Rubiaceae
Source: the annotation of a GenBank genome assembly
UCCAGUGUUUUCCUUUGUAGUAAAAUCUGAUCCAAUCGGACGCAUCCCUUUUGAGUUUUCAGUGAUUCGAUUGAUACAGGUACUCUUCGUUUAAUCUCUUCUUUUUUCUCUCCCAAGAUUGUUAAUGGGUUUGGUGUGAAUGGAUUGGAGUGAUUGGAAUUGCACUAAGUUGUCUCCAUUAAAGAAUCAAAAUGAAUAGAUUAACUUAACUUGAAUGGCUUCUUGCUUGGAUUUUUACUCUUCGUUUUUUUUUUUUCCCCAUCAAGAAAUUUGUUGUGCGCGUUUGUUUACGUUAUUGGUUGGUGGGCUCUAUUGGCUGCGAUCACUCUACUGCCUCUGUUUUCUUUCAACUUAAUCAUUUUUAUUUUAUUUUCUAGUUUAUCCGAUCACAUUCUGUUCGAAUUUGAUGCAGCGCUGAUGGCUUAUUGUCAUUGUGCUUUUCUAGUAUGGUUGUCUUUGGCUUUGAGGUUUAUGUGAAAAUUGUCUAGUUCUCUUCAAUAGAUGAUCGAUAGAAACUCUGAAUCAGAGUGCAUUGACCAUACAAAUGGAAAUUCUAUCAUAAGGAUUUCAAUGCUCGUGUCUCUAAUUUGGAAAAUCCAUUUGAAAUGCAUAAUCAUAUCUCAGAUUAUGCCACAUUAGUCUACACUAGUCUUUGCAGUAAAUAUACUUCUUUAUAUAGUGGAGAGUUCUGAUGAAAGUAGCUUUCCAUGUGAUUGCAUAUAAAGUAUCAUCUGAUUUAGAAUGUUUGGAAAUGGUUUGGGGUUUACUCUUGAUUGGAAGUACUGGAUAAUUGAUAUGUAAAAAUCUUGUAUUUUAAACAUUAAAAGUAAACAUUAAAAGUAACAUAUACUGGGAUUAAAUUUCUUUAAUUUUGUUGAUGUGAAGAUCACGCGUGCUAUAAUGAUUCAUGAUAUAUAUAAGUUCUCAUAUGUUGGAUCAACAUAUAGCCAAUUGCACAUGGUCGGUUAGAGAAUAUUGUUGUUGUUGAAAUUGCUGACACUGUUGUCUUUUUUUUUUGAAUUGGUUCUGACACUGUUGUCUUAAGUUUAUCUUUCUACGAUUCGUCGGGUUAUCCUGGGAUACCACGAAUUAAAGCUUAGCUUUUUUUCUGUUUCUAAAAGUCUCUUUCUUGAUCUCUUUCCUUUUCCUGAGAAGGGCAUAAUUUGAGAAAGUAACUUUUCUUCUGCAUCUAUUAGCCGUUUGGCCAUUUUUUACUUGAUCAAUCUGAGAACCCCUUUUGUAAUUCAGCCAAUGAAUGCCAUUUGGUCAUUUUUACUUGAUCAAUCUGAGAAACACUUUUGUAAUUCGGCCAACGAAUUGGAUGGCCAAAAAAAUUCUAAUAUAAAUAAUGUGAAUAGAGGGUGCUAAAUGAACUAUGCAACCGGUGUAAAGCCUCACGAUUGUAGGAACAGUUUUCUCCAGGUGUAAUAAGUAGUCCUCACAUUCUACAAAUCUUUAAUAAUCACAUCAAUCAAUUGGCGCUAAUGAUUUUCUCAGUUCAACCAUGCUUUUGCCGCAAUAUGUAGCAGCUGCACUGAUUUCUUCCAUUCAGGACACAUUGGGGAUGUCUGUUUUUUCCUUGUUAGCAUUAAGUGUUUGUAAUUUCAGCAAGAUAAUUAUUAUGUUGGCGAUGACUUCGUUUUUCCUAUUCCCAGAAGUUCAAAUAAAAAAUGUGGAGAUUCAAGCCCUUCAUGCCUAAGGAACAGGCCGGGCUUGAAGGACGCACCAUUGACAUUGGCAACCUCAAAGUUCAGGUCCGCAAUGUUAUUGCAGAGGGUGGAUUUUCUUGUGUUUACUUGGCGCGAGAUGCCAUACAUGGUUCAAAGCAAUAUGCGCUAAAGCACAUAAUGUGUAAUGAUGAAGAAUCUCUGGAGCUAGUGAUGAAAGAGAUUAAUGUGAUGAAAUUACUUAAAGGACAUCCAAAUGUUGUUACACUUUUUGCCCAUAGCAUCUUUGAUAUGGGCCGCACGAAGGAGGCUAUCCUUGUCAUGGAAUACUGUGAGAAAAUGCUGGUGACUAUGCUGGAGAAUAGGGGAGGUGGUUUCUUGGAGGAGAAACAGAUUUUAACAAUCUUUAGGGAUGUCUGCAAUGCUGUGUUUGCAAUGCACUGUCUAUCUCCUCCAAUUGCGCACCGAGACUUGAAAGCUGAGAAUCUUUUGCUGGGACCUGAUGGAUUAUGGAAACUAUGCGAUUUUGGUAGUACAACGACCAAUCACAAGCGCUUUGAAAAGCCUGAGGAAAUGGGGAUUGAGGAGGAUAACAUUCGAAAACAUACGACACCUGCCUACAGAGCCCCUGAGAUGUGGGAUUUGUUUCGAAGAGACAUUAUUAGUGAGAAGGUUGACAUAUGGGCACUUGGGUGUCUACUCUACCGUAUAUGCUAUUUGAAAUCUGCAUUUGACGGUGAAUCAAAGCUACAAGUUUUAAAUGGUAAUUAUCGCAUACCAGAGCAACCCAAAUACAGCAGCUCUUUGACAGACCUUAUAAAGGAUAUGCUCCAGUCAUCACCAGAUUCCAGACCAGAUAUCACGCAGGUUUGGUUUCGUGUAAAUAACUUGCUGCCGGAGAGUAUGCAAAAACCGCUCCCAGACAGACCCCCAGAAAUGAAUCAGAAAGUCACUGAUAGUCAUGAAGGAACUCCAAAGCCUGCCGUUAAAUCUGGCCCUGCUCCUCGUAGAAGUCCACCACCUCCUCCAUCAGCUGCCGAAUCAGCUCGAAAUUCACCACAAACCAUGCAUAACAAUAGGCAAAGUGGAGGUGGGGGUCCUUUAGGAGCCUUCUGGACCUCUCAACAUGCAAAAGAUUCGUAUGUUUCCGAGGAAAAUAAUAGGCCCAAAUUUGAUGAAGAAUCGACUAACCACGGCCAACCAAAGCAUGAGAACAAUCUGUUUGAAAAGUCAGCUUCUCGAAGAUCUCCAGGAGAAGUUGAUGUUGAACGUAUCAGAGAAGGUGCUAAUGCAUCUAAGACAGAAAGUACAGCCUCUGCUCAAGCAUUCAAUGCUUUUGUUGCUGAAUUUGGUGACAAACUAAGCCCUCAAAGUAACAGUAGGAAAUCAGGAAAGGAAGAGUAUUUAGAAGCUGAAAUAGAAAAGCUAAAGGAGCAAGUGACACAGAUCAAGCAGGAAAAGUCUGAAAUAAUUUCCAAAAACGAAAAGCUAUCAGCAAUAUGCCGGUCACAGCGGCAGGAGAUACAAGAACUUAAACAGGCUCUUGCGGCAAGAACUCCAUCACCAAGUAGAGAAUCCACCAAAACUCAUCCAUCUUUUGCAAAUGUUCCAUCUACUGCUCCGCAGAAAGAAAAGAUUGAAGGAACAGUUUGGGAACUGCAACAAGGAUUAUUUGAACAAAGUUCUUCAAGCGCUGAUUCCAAGCCAUGGCAGGCUUUUGCUGAUGACCCUACACCGCAAGCCCCUGUAAAUAUUAAUCCUAGAUCUGUUAGAACACGAAAUGGUCUCCAAAACAAGCAAGCUGCCGAAGUUAAUUCAGGUGCUAACACAUGGGGAUUUGAAACCGAGAAUUUUAGGGCAGUUCCUUCAACCGGACCUCCUCGUACAAAUGCAUCUCCAAGCGAAACAAAUCAUUCCCAGCGUUUUGGUGAGGUAAAGAAUCUCGAAAGCAAUCAAGCUUCCCAGCCUGCAGGAUGGGCUGGUUUUUAG